This is a messenger RNA of Diachasmimorpha longicaudata, 1132 nucleotides long. RefSeq names its product testis-expressed protein 9-like. The coding region runs from base 20 to 910 and encodes 296 amino acids. The transcript is spliced from 3 exons. NCBI's taxonomy places the organism in Eukaryota, Metazoa, Arthropoda, Insecta, Hymenoptera, Braconidae. The record is from RefSeq and is a predicted model, not a curated record.
GUUUGUCGAGACUUCGACAAUGACGGAGGACCUGCUCAACAGGGAGAAGGAAUUUCAUCGGUUGAAUAGGCAGCUAGAUGAGGAGACGAAAGAGCUCAUGAAGGAGAUCGACAUCGUUGCCCAAUCCAACGAGUCCUUCGGUCCCUCUUUCACCUUUAAAUCCCGAUUUUCAUCUGCGUUCGAUGACUUCUACGCGGAGUAUCCACUUCAUAGUCGAACGAAUGAAAAAACCGAGGGACCGACGUUUCUUCCGGAUCCUAAUUCAGACUUGAUAUCAUCUCCGAGACCUGACCGGUCGAAGAACGAGGCAAUUGUAAAAAUUUUGCAGAAGAAAAUCGAGAUGUUAACGUCAGAGAAUCAUACCAUGAAGGAUGAAUUGAAGAAGCAAACGAAUUGCAUUAAGGAGUUGGAAGUGGAGAAUCAGAAGAUUUCUGCGAUGAGAGAUAAGCUAUACAAUCAGAACAACUUGCAGAAGGGGUCACUAGCAAAACUAGAGGCUCAGAUAAGUCAUCUUCAAACGAACGCGCACGAGCAGACGCAGGAGAACUCCUUUCUACAGAAGGAAAUUGAUGCUCUGAAGAAGGAGUGUAAAUCACUGAUCCAGCAGCUGCAUCAGCUGGACCUUCGUCACAGUAGAGCGCUGGAGGAAAACGAGAAACUUCGUAAUUCUGCCAGGUGCAGUAAAAUUGAGGAGAAGGAAUUGCGAAGUGAGAUGAAGAAAAUCAAGGACAAUGAGAUGAACAAUAUCAGGAAGGUACAGAAGCAAAAAGCCGAGGUGCUGCAAGCGUUCAAGAAGCAGAUUCUAUUACUGGACAAUCUGAAGAAGCAGAAGGCACUUCUGGAGGUGUCUAACCAAGUGCAGUUGACAGGGCAGGAUUUGUCAAAGAUAUUGAACUGGAAGGACUGGUGAUCAUAAUGGGCCACUGGGCUGAGUGGAGUGUAUCCGGACUUUGUCAAAAAUUUGACGACGAAAGGAAAAAAACCAACAAGACAAUUCCAAUUACAUCAGCAACAUAACAUCUUCAGCAUGCAGGUGUUUUUCAGUCAACUACUUAAGCCAAUGUGUAUAAAUAAAAUGAUUUUAAAUAGGUCGAGGGUAGAAACAUAGGCAGUAAAAAAUAUCAUGAUUUAU